Molecule: messenger RNA, 3109 nt
Organism: Neltuma alba
Lineage: Eukaryota; Viridiplantae; Streptophyta; Magnoliopsida; Fabales; Fabaceae
Product: auxin response factor 4
Exons: 12
Coding region: 446-2860 (804 amino acids)
Biological process (GO): regulation of DNA-templated transcription; response to hormone
Cellular component (GO): nucleus
Molecular function (GO): 2 iron, 2 sulfur cluster binding; DNA binding
Source: RefSeq, a predicted model, not a curated record
UAAGUCGGUAAGUCCAAAAGCCACUACCACAUUGGCUUUUCUCGCCUUUUGUUUCUGUGCUUCCUAUGCAUUUGUCUAUGUCUGUUGCUUCUGCUCCCUCUCCUCAGUACCUGCAAAUGGGGGAGGAAUCAUACUUCGAAUUUCUUGUUAUUAUUUGACGCUGUUCUCUUUUUCUUUUCCCCCGUCUAGUCUGGGCUUCCCUCGCAUACGUGACUUUCUUCUCGUUUUCUGUUCAUCCCACCCGUUUUUUAACUUUGUGGUGACCCUCCAAAUACGAAUUCCUUUAUGUGAUUUGACCCUCCUUUCCAUUUUAUAUAGUUUUCGCUUUCCGGAUGUUCUUUUUAAUCACCCUUCAUCGCUUUCCUUCCCUCCCUCCUUGUAACUUUUAAUAUUCUGUUACCUGUUCUACUUCCAUUGUGUCUCACCAGAGCUAAACUGGGUGUUCAUGGAAAUUGAUCUGAACCAUGCAGUGACUGAGGUUGAAAAGAAUGCCUUCUGCGCUGGGCACUGUGAGCAAGGCGCUUGUGCUUCAUGUUUCGCCUCUUCCACUUCUUCAUCUUCCAAUUCGCCUUCACCUCGCGUGUCUUCUUCUUAUCUCGAACUCUGGCAUGCUUGUGCUGGCCCCCUCACCUCCCUUGCCAACAAAGGAAAUGUAGUAGUCUACUUUCCCCAGGGUCAUCUUGAACAGCUUGCUUCUUUCUCUCCUUUCUCGCCCAUGGACAUGCCCACUUAUGACCUUCAACCGCAAAUCUUCUGCAGGGUCGUCAAUGUCCAGCUUCUUCGUAUUUGUUAUUUCCCGGAACAGGCCAACAAGGAGAAUGACGAGGUUUACACGCAAGUUACUCUGUUUCCCCAGGCAGAGUUGGCAGCGGUGCACUUGGAGGGCCAAGAACUUGAGAAAUUGGGAGCAUUUCAGGAGGAAAAUGGAGGAUUACCUGCAAAAUCAACCCCUCACAUGUUCUGCAAAACGCUUACUGCUUCAGACACUAGCACUCACGGGGGUUUCUCUGUUCCUCGCAGAGCUGCUGAAGAUUGCUUUCCUCCUUUGGAUUAUAAGCAGCAAAGACCCUCCCAGGAGCUUGUUGCAAAAGACCUGCAUGGAGUAGAGUGGAAAUUUCGCCAUAUUUACAGAGGUCAGCCAAGACGGCAUCUGCUCACAACUGGCUGGAGUAUUUUUGUCAGCCAAAAGAAUCUUGUAUCUGGCGAUGCAGUACUCUUUCUGAGGGGUGAAAGCGGAGAACUGAGAUUGGGAAUCAGAAGAUCUGUUCGACCUAGAAAUGGUCUUCCCGAGUCAAUUAUUGGUGAUCAGAAUUGCUAUCCCAAUUUCCUAUCUUCAGUGGCUAAUGCUAUAUCCACCAAAAGUGUGUUUCAUGUUUUCUACAGCCCAAGGGCAAGUCAUGCGGAGUUUGUUGUCCCCUACCAGAAAUAUGUCAAAAGCAUCAAGAAUCCAAUGACCAUUGGAACAAGAUUUAAGAUGAAAUUCGAAAUGGAUGAAUCUCCCGAAAGAAGGUGUAAUGGUGGUAUAGUGACGGGAAUGCGUGAUUUGGAUCCCUAUAGAUGGCCUAAGUCAAAAUGGAGGUGCUUGAUGGUAAAAUGGGAUGAGGAUUUUGCUACUAAUCAUCAAGAUCGAAUUUCUCCAUGGGAGAUUGAGCCUUCCGUUUCUCUCCCCCCCUUGAGCAUUCAGUCAUCCCCAAGACUAAAGAAAUUGCGGACAGGUCUGCAUGCUGCCCCAUCAAGUCACCUCAUGACCGGUGGCGGUGCAUUUAUGGACUUUGAGGAGUCUGUAAUAUCACCUAAGGUCUUGCAAGGUCAAGAAAAUACAGGUUUUGCAUCAUACUAUUUUGGGCGUGAUGCAGUGACCAACCAGCCAGAUUUUGAGAUGAGUCCUCUUAGUCAUCCAAAUCUUGCAUCCAAUGGAUUAAGAAAGGCUACUGCUGCUGAACUUACGAGGGUUCACCCUUCAAGUUAUGCAGGCUUUGCAGAGACUAAUAGGUUUCUGAGGGUCUUGCAAGGUCAAGAAAUAGGUCCACUGCAAUCCCUGAAAGGAAAGGCUGAUUUUAACCUUGGGGCAUGGGGUAAACCCAAUGCCAGUUGCACAACUUUCAACCAGCGUCAGGCAUGCAAAUCCAACUUCAAUACUUCUGGAUCAAAAGGCCUUAUAACUUCUAAUUUCCCUUACGGUGACAUUCACCGAGCUGGUCAAAGUAGCUUGUUGAGCUCUAAACCUGCAAAUUUCCAGAUAGAGAAUGUCCACACUCCUUCCACUCAGGCAGAGCUCUCAACAAAGGAAGUUGGACGCUCGGAUCUGUCAAACAAGGAUAAGCUACAGGAUAGUUUUUCUACUGCUGCUUCUUUAGGAGCAAGUCUAAGGAUUCCAAGUGAUGAAAAUUUUGAGGGAAAGGUAAAUGGCUGUAAACUAUUUGGAUUUCCCUUAUCUGGAGAAGGCAACUCUCAGAAUUUACAGAACUCUGCUAAAAGGAGUUGCACAAAGGUUCACAAGCAAGGUAGCUUAGUUGGAAGAGCCAUUGAUCUCUCAAGACUGAACAGCUACAAUGAUUUGUUGAGUGAACUAGAGCGACUGUUUGGCAUGGAAGGCCUUAUAAAGGAUCCUGAUAAAGGAUGGAGGGUCCUGUACACCGAUAGUGAAAAUGACAUAAUGGUUGUAGGGGAUGACCCAUGGCAUGAGUUCUGCAGUGUGGUGUCUAAGAUCCAUAUAUAUACCGAAGAAGAAGUGGAGAAGAUGACAAUUGGGAUGAUCACUGAUGAUACCCAGAGCUGUUUGGAACAGGCACCAGGAGUGACGGAGGCUUCCAAGUCCUCAUCUGUGGGCCAGCCAGAUUCUUCUCCAACAGAAGUGUAGAGUCUGAGGUUCAGGGUUGCUUGAAUCCUAAGCGUAUUUUGGCUCCGUUCCUUGUAAUUUAAUCAUACCGCAUAUCAUUGUGAUUUUAUUUUUAUCUUUCGAGCCCGUAAGCCCAACCAAGCAGACCAAAGUUGCCGAAUAAGGGCAGAUUAUGCGAGCACUAUGUAUUAACAGACCCUUGCUACCUAAGGCUUAUGUUUGCCGUGAGGUAUAACGUCGAAGUUUCCGAAUUUCCUGCCAUCGGUGGUA